Orussus abietinus is the source of this 918-nucleotide messenger RNA. RefSeq names its product putative odorant receptor 92a. Bases 1 to 837 code for a protein of 278 amino acids. Gene Ontology annotation, biological process: detection of chemical stimulus involved in sensory perception of smell; sensory perception of smell. NCBI's taxonomy places the organism in Eukaryota, Metazoa, Arthropoda, Insecta, Hymenoptera, Orussidae. Gene Ontology annotation, cellular component: plasma membrane. The transcript is spliced from 6 exons. Gene Ontology annotation, molecular function: odorant binding; olfactory receptor activity. The record is from RefSeq and is a predicted model, not a curated record.
AUGCACGGUGUUGUCCGGAGGAGAACGAGGACGAAGGACUCGAAGAGAAGCCGACACUUCGUUCCACGUUUCAGCGACCUGCUGCGUCAGUACGCGUUCACCAAAACGGAGAACAAUUCCUACAACUUCACGGCGACGGUCGUCCACGCCAAGUAUCCCUUCCCGAUCAACGAUGUGUGGACCUACGCAGGAGUCUUGCUGUACGAGCAGGUCAUCUGUUCCUACCUGGUGCUCUACUGGAUGUGCUGCGACUCCCUCUUCGCCCAGUUCGCCACGCACACGGCCAUCCACAUCGAGGUGCUGCGGCACGACCUUGUGAGCAUCGCCGAGAACUCGGACGAGACCGAAGACUCGAUGCUGAAGAGGUUGGCCAACAUCGCCGAGCGACACAAGAGGAUCUUCGAGUAUUGCGAGGGCAUCGAGCGGAUCUUCAGCCCCGUCAUUUUCCUGUCGAUGCUGCUGACCGCGAUCUGCCUGUGCACCUGUAUGCAUCAGCUGGAAACGAUGUCCUCCGAAGGCAAUUAUCUGGAAAUCGGGAAGUACCUCGUCCACUUGGCGAGCCUCUUCGUGCAGACCAUUAUUUAUUGCGGCUACUCCAACUUGUUAACCGAUGAAUGGACCCUUUUGCAGACGGAGCAGAUGGCACAUGCAGCCUAUAACUGCGACUGGACUAAUCGUAAUCAGAAAUUCAAGAGGAUGCUUCAGAUGAUUCUGAUGAGGUCUCAGAAACCAUUUUCCUGCACGGCUUACGGAUUCUUUCCUGUCAGUCUGAAUCAGGUGACGACUAUUUUCAGCACAGCGAUAUCGUACUUCACGGUCCUGAAGACAAUGGCGUAAAUUUGCAUAUUUUGUAUCUAAGCCUCAUCUCCGAUACAUUAAUCUUACUUCGACGAUUCUGAGGAUCUCUUGUAGAAACCA